Arachis stenosperma is the source of this 980-nucleotide messenger RNA. Its product is annotated as non-specific lipid transfer protein GPI-anchored 31-like. Gene Ontology annotation, molecular function: lipid binding. The transcript has 3 exons. The coding region runs from base 91 to 681 and encodes 196 amino acids. The record is from RefSeq and is a predicted model, not a curated record. Gene Ontology annotation, biological process: lipid transport. Lineage: Eukaryota; Viridiplantae; Streptophyta; Magnoliopsida; Fabales; Fabaceae.
ACUCUCUCACCUUCACAAACUCCAUUCCAAAUUCCAAAACUUCCAACUCUUCUAUCUAUCUUCUCACACUUUCCUCUCUUCAUCGCAAAAAUGGCAUCACACUCACCAACCCGUUUCCGUUUCUCUCUCAUUGUUCUCUGUGCACUCUUCAUCUUGGGAGCUAACGGAGCCUCACCGUCCCACUCGCACAACGCUGCCCCAGCCCCCGCCGUGGAUUGCUCCUCCCUGGUUCUAACCAUGGCGGAUUGCUUGUCCUUCGUCACCAAUGGCAGCACCACCACCAAGCCGGAAGGUAACUGCUGCUCCGGGCUCAAAUCGGUUCUGAAAACGGCGCCUCAGUGUCUGUGUGAAGCCUUCAAGAGCAGCGCUCAGUUCGGCGUCGUUCUCAAUGUCACCAAGGCCCUCGCUCUCCCCGCUGCAUGCAAAGUCUCCGCCCCUUCCGCUUCCAACUGUGGAUUGUCUGAAACACCUGCCGCCGCUCCUGGGCUCUCUCCACAAUCUCCUGCAGUAUCUCCAUCAUCUGGUUCUUCUGCAGCUCCAGCUAGUUCAACCCUCACUCCAAGUGAGGCAUCAUCUCCAACACCAGCACCAUCAGCUGGAAGCUCAGCAUCAUCACUCUUCCCGAUUUCAGCUGGAUCCUUGUUUCUUUGCAUCUUGCUAGCAGCAUUCUCAGGCUUUUAAGCUUCCCAUAUAAUAAGAUUUCCAUUCUGAGAGUAGAGAGAUGAUGAUGACAUGAGGCCAUGAGGGACUAUUUUUAUGUUACAUAUUUGAUGUUCUAUUCUACCAUCGGAGGUUUUCUAAUUCUAUGUGUGACUUAAGAGUAGAUAUAAUUCAUUCUGGGAGUGACUUGAGCCUAUGACCUUGUUUUGAGGUUGUAUUGUACUCUCUUUUUAUAUAUAUAAAUUUAUUUAUCAUAAUGAGUAGUCAUAGUAUUAUCAUUGCUGUAUAUGUUGGUUGUAAUUUACUAAUUAUUAUUUAAA